AUGGGGCAGCCCACAGCACAGAUACGGGGCAGCCCCACAACCUGCUAUGGGGCAGCCCCUGGCCCCUCUAUGGGGCAGCCCUGCAUUGCUAGAUCCGCACAGCCUAUGGGGCAGCCCCCUAACUCCGCUAUGGGGCAGCCCCCCAUUGCUAAAUACACACAGCCUAUGGGGCAGCCCCCUAACUCCGCUAUGGGGCAGCCCCCCAUUGCUAGAUCCGCACAGCCUAUGGGGCAGCCCCCUAACUCCGCUAUGGGGCAGCCCCCCAUUGCUAGAUACGCACAGCCUAUGGGGCAGCCCCCUAACUCCGCUAUGGGGCAGCCCCCCAUUGCUAGAUCCGCACAGCCUAUGGGGCAGCCCCCUAACUCCGCUAUGGGGCAGCCCCCCAUUGCUAGAUCCGCACAGCCUAUGGGGCAGCCCCCUAACUCCGCUAUGGGGCAGCCCCCCAUUGCUAGAUACGCACAGCCUAUGGGGCAGCCCCCUAACUCCGCUAUGGGGCAGCCCCCCAUUGCUAGAUCCGCACAGCCUAUGGGGCAGCCCCCCAACCCCUCUAUGGGGCAGCCCCCCAUUGCUAGAUACGCACAGCCUAUGGGGCAGCCCCCCAACCCCUCUAUGGGGCAGCCCCCUAACUCCGCUAUGGGGCAGCCCCCCAUUGCUAGAUACGCACAGCCUAUGGGGCAGCCCCCUCUAGAUAGGAGCAGCCUAUAG
This is a messenger RNA of Poecile atricapillus (Black-capped chickadee), 705 nucleotides long. RefSeq names its product proline-rich protein 2-like. The record is from RefSeq and is a predicted model, not a curated record. NCBI's taxonomy places the organism in Eukaryota, Metazoa, Chordata, Aves, Passeriformes, Paridae. The transcript has a single exon. The coding region runs from base 1 to 705 and encodes 234 amino acids.